AUGGAUGUUCAACUUCCACCUCCACCACCACCACCACCACCAGCAUUUUUUGUUGAAACGACAACGCCACAAAUAACAAUACCACCACCGCCGCCGCCACCGUUUCCUCCUUCAGAAUCAGUCAUUACAACAACAACAACAGCACCACCACCACCUACAACUGCAGCUGCUCCUCCAACUCAAGAACGUAUUUGGUUACAUCCAUGGACGGCAACUGAAAUGCGUCAACAGGCAUCACAAUGGACAUUAGCUGGCGAUGCUGGUUUAUUACUUUCUUUGGAACAAUUUUCGGAUAAAUUAGUUCAACGCGCUGAUGCUAUUCAACAACAUUUAAAUCAGACAGUGAAUGCUGUUAAAAGUACGCAUACACGCGUUCAAAAUUGUCUGAAUGAAUUUACGUCAUUAGCUAAUACCCAAUUCAUUGAAAAUCGUGUGUACGAUGAAGAUGAAACAAUUAAUGCGAAAGCAUCGAAAAAAGAUGAACAAUCGACUGAAAAAACUGUCAGUAAUAGUGAAGCACAAGAAAAAGUGUUACAACGUUAUGUUGAAGCUAUUCAAUAUGGUUUAGCUAUUCUUGACACACAUUUUGAACAUGUUGAAGCUAAAUUAGAUAAUAUUCAAAAUGGUGCUUCAUCAUUAGCUGAUGACGACGAAGAUGUUGGAGUACCCGUUGAACCUAUACUAGAACCCAAAGAUCCUUACAUAUUUCGUCCAUUACCGUAUUUAAUUGGCACAACAGAAUUUAUGCAAGAUGACUUCGUUGGCUUAGGUGAUUUAUUAAAUACACAUGAUGAAGAAACAUAUGAUGUUGAACAAAUUGAAAAAGUUGAAACAGAUUCAGCAUUAUCAAGUUCUGAUCAAGAAGACGAUGAUUUUCAAGUUCAAGUAUCUCAGGCACCAAUCGUUCCUGCUGGUGCUAGUCGUCCAGAUUUAGCAAACAGACAAAUACCUCCAGUAACAACAACGUCGGCCUUAACUGAUAGUGAAGAUGACGAUGAUCCAUUUGGUAUGAAUACUGGUCCGAAAUUCGAUGAUUUGGUAUCAAAGAAACCACUUUUCAAUGAUAAUUUAUUAAAAGAAUCGAACAUGCCGAUUACACAUAACACACAAAAUUUUAAUGAAGAAUCAGAUAAUGAAGAGAGUAGUUUAUUUGGUAUUCCGCCUCAGAAACUUCCAUCUAAUAUUGAAAAAAACAAUGAAUCAUCAACAUUAGAAGAGUUAGAUGAAACUGAAGAACCAAAACAACAAAUGGGAGGUAUGCCGUUACUUACUGGUGGACAAAAGGGUAUGUCGGAACUGGAAAAAGCGGUUUUACGUCGCCGAAAAGCGAUGGGUGAUCCCGACGUACCAAUCGAUGAUGACGACGAAGAGGAUUCGAAAAAGCCGACUAAAACUAAAUCUCGACCAGAACAGACACCAGCCAGUGUGAUUCCAAACCUUCCUUCACAACCCGGAGCAAGAACAGCGACAACAACAGAAAAGAUUUCUAGACCAUCAAUAUUUGGUGGCAAUGCUCCAGUUGAUGAUGAUGAUGAUGAUGACAAUUUGUUCAAUGAUCCACCUAAAUUAAUACCAUCAACAACAACAACAACAACAACAACAACAGUUACCAAAACGGAUAAAAAGCCGUCCACAAUAAUUCUACCCAAAAAAGAAAAAGAUCCAUUUGAUGAAGACGAUGAUCUAUUUGGAUUCGGGAAUGAUAAUACUCCAUCAUCAUCCAUACCAAUAAAAAAGAACGAACAAAAGUCAAAUAUUCAACCAAUAAUAAUCACUAAACCAACGUCAUUUAUUCCACAAGCAGAAAGUGAUGAUGAAGACAUUUUUCAACAGAAAAAAUCACCGUCAAAACCAAUUCCAACAGUACCAAUAGCGAAUACUAUUGAAAAGGCUAAAUCGCCUAGUUCUGAUGAAGAUCUUUUCAAAGCACCCACAAUUACGAAGCCAUCAACAACACCUGCCAAAAUAACAAAACUGUCUGAUGAUGAAGAUACAUUAUUUAUUAGUAAACCUCCAGUACAAAAAUCAACGAUACCUGUUUCUUCUCCGCCAGUUAAAAAACCUGUCAGUCUAUCUGAUGAAAAUAGCGAUGAAGAAAUAUUUGGUAUAACAAAUUCUAAACCAACAGUACCAAUAAUCCAAGUAAAACAAGCUGCUGCUCCUCCUACCAAAAUCGUCGACAAAAAAGAUGAUGCUGACCUAUUCAAUAAAUCAAAAACGAGCCCUAAACUUCCACCAACAACUCAAUUACAAAAGGUUGUUCCACUUAGUGAAACGGACGAUGAAGAUGAUUUAUUCAAUACAUCAACUUCUAAACCUAAAGUAUUGAUCAAAGACACUCCACAAGUCAUUUCACCUUUGAAAUCUAAUGAUAAUGAUGCAUUAUUCAGUACACCAGCAGCGAAACCUAAAGCUAUAUCUAAACAAGAGGAUGACGAUGAUGACUUAUUUCCUUCAAAAUCAAGUCAAAUUAAAUUGCCAGCAGCUAAUGUAUCAUCACCGUUACGUUCGAAAACAGUAGAAACAUCUAAAAUCGACACUUAUCAAGAUCCUUUAUCAGUAAAUAAAAAACCUACUGAACCUACAACCCAACCGGCGACUACCAAGGGAGUAACCACUCCGGCUGCUGCUCAAUUAGAAAGGAAAUCCAGCUCAGAUAGUGACGAAGAAGAAUCAUCUCGCAAACGACAACUAAAUCCAGCAAAAUUGAAAGAUGGUGAAAAAGUCGACGUUCGCAAACUUUUAAAAACUAUAAAUAUCAACCCGAACGCUCUUAAACCAGGUACACGUCCAAAAGCACGUUCAAUUACUGAAGAAGCACCUAAGUCAUCAGUCGUCGAUGAUGGCAACUCUACGCCUAGUACUGAACCUACACCUGCACCUGCACCUGCACCCACUGCUGUGAAAAAUUUGCCAAAACUUGAUUCGGAGAGCGACGAUGAGGAUCUCUUUACAAGUAAGAAAAAAGUAGUACCACCUGUUUCGGUUGCAGAACAAAAGAAGAAAACUGACAUUGAAACUGAAAAAGUUAAUGUCAAAGAUAUUUCGUCACGUAUUAAAAUAAAUCCAAUGAUGCAUAUGCCAGGUGCUCAAACUAAACAAGUUGCGAAUGAAGAACAUGAAUCAAGUGUGAAUACACAAACAACUUCAACUGAAACAUUAAAAGAAGAAUCAACAGUCGAUAAAACUAUGCUUAAUAUGUAUAAAGAUCGAGCUAAAGUAUCGGUCAAAAAUCGAGCGCCACCAACAAGAAAAACUCGUUCAAGUGGAGCAGCAGCAGCUUCGUCGGCGAAUGAAACUGACGAUCUCUUUGGUUUAUCUAGUUCAAAUGAAGCUGCUCCAUCAUCUUCUCCUACUACUAUUCCAGUAAUUUCUCCGCCUACUGUUUCAGUAACUCCUCCUCCGCCAGCACCUGUAACAGGUUUGUUAGAUACUACUGUUGCUGCUGGCACUGCUAAUGCUGCUAUAUCUGAUAAAAAAACUAACGUGAAACAAAAGAAAGCCUUUUCGCUUUUUGAUUCUGAUGAUUCUGAUACUGAUGAAUUGCUAUUUGGUUCUAAAAAUAAAUCGUCGGCAGUAUCGAAACCAUUACCAACAACAACUACUGCUACAUCAUCCACAACACCAAAAACAACUAUAAAGCCAUCAGUUCUAGCAUUAGAUGACGAUGAUAGUGAUUUUCUAUCAAAACGACCCAUUAAAAAGGGUACUAAACGAAUGGAUAAUGACGAUAUAUUUGCUGAUGUUAAAACUAAAACUCAACAAACAAAUAAGGCUAAAAAAGAUUGGUCAAUUAUGAAUAAAGCAGCAAUAGAUGAUACAGAUGAUAUUUUUAAUGAAGUUUCAACAAAGUCUUCCGCCAGUUCAAAAUCGAAGCCCGUCAAUGUGAAAAAUAAGACGAUUAAAGACUUGGACGAUAUUUUUGAUGAUCCACUUAAUAUUUCAACCAAAUGA
Molecule: messenger RNA, 3954 nt
Organism: Rotaria socialis
Lineage: Eukaryota; Metazoa; Rotifera; Eurotatoria; Philodinida; Philodinidae
Source: the annotation of a GenBank genome assembly